Messenger RNA from Rhagoletis pomonella (apple maggot), 689 nucleotides. RefSeq names its product NADH dehydrogenase [ubiquinone] 1 alpha subcomplex assembly factor 2. The record is from RefSeq and is a predicted model, not a curated record. Lineage: Eukaryota; Metazoa; Arthropoda; Insecta; Diptera; Tephritidae. Gene Ontology annotation, biological process: mitochondrial respiratory chain complex I assembly. The coding region runs from base 1 to 576 and encodes 191 amino acids. The transcript has 2 exons. Gene Ontology annotation, cellular component: membrane.
AUGACCCAGACAUUUUCCUGUUACAAAAUUUUAUUUUUUUCAUCUAACCAUUGUUUAUACAAUCUUUUUUCGGCUACUGCGAUUUCAAGUCAAGGAAAUACAAAGGACAUCAUUUCCGCGAAAUGGCAGCUAAGCCCCCCUCAGCGUGAUCUUAUUCGUAUUAUUAUCAAUAAUUUUAUAAAUUCCUUGCGACCACGCCAAUUUAAGGGGAAUUUGGUUGGAGAAGACUAUUUUGGAAAUAAAUAUUAUGAGAUUCCUGCAAAUCCAUCGAUUGGUAAAAGAAAAGCGUCACGCUAUUUCGAACCAAAUGAUAAGGAAGCGUUUGAUCAAGAACUUACAGCGGAAUGGGAGGCAUGGUUGCGAGGCCGCCGUGAUGAUCCACCCACUCGUGAAGAGUUAGUAAAAAACCUGUCAAUUAUGGAAAUGAAGCGUCGAAAUGCAUCUGAACUUGAAGCUACUUACGGGGAAAAGGACAGCAAAGGAAAGCUCUUGCCGAAAGAAAAGGAAAUGAUUGGCACUUUCCCCAAGUAUGAUGAAUAUGAAAUUAUUCCUGGCAAGGAUCCAGAGAAAAAAUAAUAAAACGAGUAGGUGUUGUUAUAUUUAUUCAUCUUUUAAUAAAUUGUUAUGCAGUUUUAUUGCAAUAUGAUGAUAAAAUUCAACAAUAAACAAAUCUAAGAGUUACAAUAUUA